This is a messenger RNA of Danio rerio (zebrafish), 2705 nucleotides long. Lineage: Eukaryota; Metazoa; Chordata; Actinopteri; Cypriniformes; Danionidae. The record is from RefSeq and is a predicted model, not a curated record.
GGCGUUGCUUAGAGACGUGUUGUUGUCGUGCAUGUUCACAGAGGAUUUUCUGGAAGCAGAUUCAGAUUUUUCAGCACAAGAUUGCGAUGCUUUGUCAUCCACAGUUCAGCGAUUAAUGCUAACAAACAUACGACGUGCUCUAAACACAUCUUGGGAAGACUUUUAGACAAUAACGUACUCUAGACAAUACGGAUUUAACGCAGUAGGUUAUAAAGCUCGAGAAACAAACGCGCUAAUCUGCUAAUUAGCCAGCAGGCUAGCCACUGUCGGUUUACAUCAGGGAAUAUAACAUUCGCUGUUGUUUCUGUCAUUGUCUAUCGUGAAUAUGAAGUAAAUGGUGUGCGGGGAGCUAGAGAGUUUGUGAUGGAGUGAAGCAGCGGGUGUAGGAGCUCUCCUAUCGGCUGUUAUCUGCAGUUAAUCCCGCGGCUGUAAGAGGCUCAGUGUUAAACUCCUGCUGCCGCGGCUCGGGACUCUCGCCAUGGACGCAGGAGGAAAUUCUGACCUGGACCUGGACAAAUAUGACUCUGAUGAGCAAGUGAAGAUCAUCUGCCUCGGAGACAGCGCUGUGGGGAAGUCCAAGUAUGCUUCAUGUGUUGCUAAACUGUUCAUUUCUAUCAUUGUUGACAGAAUCUUAACUGAAUGUAUCAGUCGGCCUCAGCAACUCUCCACUUACGCUUUGACUCUGUACAAAUACACCACCACCAUCAAUGGACAGACCAUUCUAGUUGAUUUCUGGGAUACUGCAGGACAGGAGCGUUUUCGAAGCAUGCACCCGUCGUACUAUCAUAAAUCUCAUGCUUGUGUCAUGGUGUUUGAUGUGCAGAGGAAAAUCACAUAUAAGAAUCUCACUGUCUGGUAUAAAGAGCUGCGCGAGUACCGGCCCGAGAUCCCGUGUCUGGUAGUGGCCAAUAAGAUUGAUGCUGACAUGAAGGUCACGCAGAAGAGCUUCAACUUCGCUAAGAAACAAGGCCUGCCUUUCUACUUUGUAUCUGCUGCUGAUGGAACCAAUGUGGUAAAGGUGUUUAAAGACGCUAUUCAGAUGGCGCUGUCCUACAAGAGGAACUCCAGCGACUUUAUGGAUGAAGUCAUGAGGGAACUAGAGAACUUUGAUUUAGAGAACAAGGAAGAAUCAUCAGAUAAAGAGGAAACGCAGGAGGAGAAACCUAGCUCUGCAUGACCUCAUCAUCUUCAUCAUUUUUACCAUCGUCUGUCCUCAGUUCAUGGCUGUUCUUUCAGCAGACACAACACAAUAUGAUCCUGUGAAUGUACACGUGGCAUUAUCUGACAUCAGAAUGAAAUCUCGGUGCACUGCAGAUUUUUGAUAUUUCAUGGAAAUUGUGCAGCAUUCAGAUUUAGUAAAAAGUAGUCCUCUAUAGAGACUCUCUGCAAUGUGAAGUGUUUCCUGUGCCGAAUUUAACAUGUUUUUACAUUAUUAUUUUGUUUUCAGAGGGAAAUAAAUAUUUAUGAGACUUUCUCACAAAGUGUAAUGUUUUACAGCAAAUGCUCAAGUAACAAUCUGUGACGCUCACCAAUAUGAAUAAAGUACUUGAUUUUUGUAUGGGUAGUUGAUUACAUUUGGAAGUAGUUGUUAUUAUAACAGUUGAAAAUGUGAAAAAAAAAAGAUUUAUUUGCCCUCAGGGCAUUCAAGAAUAAGGUAAAUAUUUCCUUUCUUUUUGUCAUUAAAGGAGAUUUUUAGAGUUAAUUAACACAAAAUAAAUCAUACAGACAAAACGAAAUGCAUACCUGUGAAUCUUGGUGUUAUAUUGAAGUCGUAAGAAGAUAAACUAUCAGUACUGUGCAGAAAAUGAACAUGAUUAACAACAUUAUACCAUGUAAUGUUUGUACCAAUAUAACAGUCAUAGCAAACCGUCCUGUGUGUUCUAUUGUAAUCGUUGACUUGCAUUCCAGUCACCUAGUUAUGGUUUCGACAAAAAAGAUAAAUAAUAUAUAUGUUACAGAAGAAACAAAAACACAUCUUGAAUGAGUAAAUAAAAUAAUUUUCAAUUUGAGAGUAAAAUUUCUUUGCAAAAAUUAAACAUUUCGAAAGACAAAAUGGCCGUCAGUUACAAACGUAGACGCUUAGCUUAUUUGCCAAUCGAAUCCUCUCUGGAUGUGACAAACAUACACGAACGUGUUUGUCUGGAUGUUAUAGAACACGUGACUGGAACAAACUUGAGAAUGUGCAGCUUUCAAACACUGACCUUUAUAUCUGAGAUUCUGAAGGGACGUGCAGCGCUGCUCUUUAUCCUUAAAACCUGUGGAGGACAUGUCUGUCAUAUCACAACCAAAUCCAAACAUCUUUCAACCUUUGUUGUCGAUUGUAAAGUAUUAGUUCAUGUUUAACAAAUAUCGUUUUUGUCGGGUUGUUUAAUUGUAAAGGCUGAAAUGCAUGUUUUUAGAAAUAUUUAGCCUACAUUUCAUCAGAUCUUCUAGACAAACGAUGGCAAGAGAAAUCUCAUUCGAAUCCCCUUUAGAAAUCACAAUUUUUAAUUAGGCUAUUUGCUUUUGUGAUGUUUUGCACAAGUGCUUUAUACAGUUUAUAUAGUGUGUUUAAAUGGAACCAGCUUUGUUUUGCACUUGAAUGUGUAUAUCUUGAGAUUAGGGAAAACAAUCUUGCUAAAACCUCUGUUGUUUUUGUGUAGUAUACACAAAUAUCUUGUACUGUGAACAGAAUGUGAUUCAUAUUAAAAAAAUAUAUAAACAGA